This is a messenger RNA of Oreochromis aureus, 3967 nucleotides long. RefSeq lists its product as uncharacterized. The transcript has 2 exons. The record is from RefSeq and is a predicted model, not a curated record. Lineage: Eukaryota; Metazoa; Chordata; Actinopteri; Cichliformes; Cichlidae. The coding region runs from base 2779 to 3801 and encodes 340 amino acids.
GUCAGUAGUUAGUGCAAAAUCUGAUUAAGUUACGUAACUAAGGUGAUAAAUAAGUUCAAAGUUAAGAAAUAUUAUAAGUAAUUCAUGCUAAAAACAGUUAAGAUGUGUGUGUUUGAAAUUUGCUCAGAGUGAGACAUCGUUAUCACAAGCGAUCUUUGUAUUGUAUGUGCGGAAAUGGGAGCGAGGGAGCGCUCUGAUCAUUCACCUAUCUUUGACGUAUUUUCUCCGUUAAUGUUGUGAAAAGUGCUUCGGCAGUAUUAAAACUGUGAAUAAGCUCAUGUACACGCUAAAAGUACUCUACACGCUUGUACCUUGGGAAACGUUCGUCUUUAGGGAGUGUUCGCCCGGGGCGCCAAACAGGCUAGGACCGCCACUGUUGCCGACUCAUCUAAUCCUUCCAGGUGAGGAGCAGAACCAGCUGUAUGUGUGGUGAUGCUGAGGCUACAAAACAGGUUGUAUCGAUGAAGUAUGGCACUUUCCCAAUAAGACAGACACGCUGUUUAAAAAUUACAUCAAAACUUUUUUACAGUAUAAGCAGGAGGCAUCCAGUUUCUCAUUCCCAGCAUACCGAUGAUUUGUCACGUCCCGAGGCAUCUUGUAGUAAGGCAAAAGGUACCCUUCGGUGUCCUUAUGAUCCGCUCCGGAUUCAUAAUUGAAUCCAGUAGAAUGCUGCUCGUGGCGGUAACACACGCUCCAGCUGUCUAUUCCAGCUCUAACCCUAACCUUAACCCUAUCAGACAGUGUUUUCCAAAGCGAUCAUGAUCGGAGCGUAAAACACAUUUACAUGUAUAGAUUCAUUCCAAGUGGCUCUCAUGGCACCAAAGGCGUAACAUACAGACGAUUGGUCCCAUAGCGUCGGUGUUGUGGAUGGGUGUAGCUUUGGGUCAUGUGGUGUCGGUAAUAGUGAUCGCUAUAUCACCUGUUCACGGCCUGAGGGAAUUUUUGUGAAUGAGUGGGUGAUGGGGGAAGUCGACUUUUGCUGACCGCUCAAGCUUAGAAUGUUUUUUGAUCACUGUUUUUCUACGGAUUUUAAGGAUUUGAUAACAAAUAAAGGAGUUUUUAAGUCUAGAACUUUGACUUACGUUUUAAACAGCGGGCGCGUCAACAUUAUUCCCCUAUUCAGCUGCUCGGCGACUCAAAGGCUUGACAGUCGCCAAUAUUUGUCAGCAAAAAGUGCGACGGCAAUGGAGCCUCCCGCAAUCAGCGCUGAAUAAACGCCGACGCAAGCCCACACACCGCCGCCACUACAUCCAUAAAAGCGGCUAGUCUGACAGAUAAGGAGAAGACAACGGUAAACUGUAAACUGUGUUUUUGUGCUGCGUAUUGUUUGAACGCAGUUUGGAUUCUGACCAUACGAAGAUGUUUUUGUGACACGCCCACCGCUACGUUUGCUGUUGGACUUGGUGUGUGUGUGUGUUGUGGCUCUGCAGGCGUUCAACUGAGUUUGAAGGAAUUGCUGUUGCCUUUGUUUUGGAUUUUGGCAUGCUGCUUAUGUUGAAUGCUGAAAAUGAGUGGAUCACAGGCUGCAUCUGUUGUUGGAAAAACUGAAAAGGAUAAAAGAUUAAUUUCUCUCACUGAGAAAACUCUUGCAAACAAAAUUGAAACCAUCCAAACAGAUCGGAAAAGGCAUGUAAACAAAAUGAAAAGUGUUAUUAUGUCUCUUAAAGAGCUCAUGAAAGAUGAUAAAAAUUAUUCACAAGUCAAAUCACAGUUUGAUGAGUUAACACACCUGUUUAAGGAUGCCAGUGCAUUGCAUGAAUCUUUACUUUCUCUAAUCUCAUUUGAUGAGAAAGAUAAACAAAAUACAUGGUUCUCAAGCAUCGCUAAAUACAAUAAAGGGUUUAUGGAGGAUGUUAAGAUCUGGCUUUCUGAAACUGAUAAACGUAUGGGGAGGCCAUCAUCCGACAAAGCACAAUCACAGGAAAAUUCCCUGGGAGGAGAAAUGGAGGUGCGAGAGCACCCUGGAAAACAACCUCAAUCAUCUCUUAAUCCCCAGAAUGAUGUUAAUGAUGACGUGUUGCCAUCCGACAGUGUGUCAAAUCAAGGCAGUAGCUCAAGAGUAUCAUCUAUUUCAUCUGCACGUCCCAGGGCAGAAGCUGAAAUUGCCGCCUUGCUCGCACGUCAACAUAUGCUGAAAGAAAAACACUCUCUUGAAAAACAAGAGGAACAAUUGAGGAGAAAGAAAGAACAACUUCAGCUUGAAGCAGAUAUAGCUGCAACUGUUGCAAAGGUUAACGUGCUGAGAACUGGAUCCACUAUACGGAGCAUCGCUUCACGGAAAUCUAAUGUAAUGGAAUCAUAUUUUAAAACAAAGGGAAACAGCCUUGAAAUUCUUAAUGCAGAUGCAGAGACUUUUGUUCCACAGACGCUUACAAAAGGAAAUGCAAUCACUGGGAAUGCAGAGCUUCAAGUAAAAACAGUGCAACAGAAUAUGAAAAGGGAAAGGCCUGCACCCGCUCUUAUGGGGCCUUCUGACGCUUUUGGAUCAAUUCCACCUUUGCCUAAGCCACAAGCUGCUCAUCCAGUAGCCAAUGAAAAUCUGUUGUCCAUUAUGGAAAAACAAAAUGAAUUAACUUGUAUGUUGGUCCAUCAGCAAAGUCUUUCUUCACUGCCCAAAAGGGAGAUUCAAACCUUUGAGGGCGACCCUUUACAUUUUCAGGCUUUUAUGCGCUCGUUUGAACAGGUCAUCGAAGCAAAGACUGGCGAUGCUGGCAACUGCCUGCAUUAUCUUGCACAGUACACCAAGGGCCCAAUGAACUUGUUAAAAGCUGUCAACACAUGUCUGAGAGUGCUGGAUAUGUAAAGGCAAAGACUCUGCUGUAUGAGCACUUUGGAAAUGGACAUGUGAUUGCAUCUGCUUAUUUGAACAAAGUUCACUCAUGGCCACUGAUUAGAUCGGAAGAUGGAAAAGCUCUUCAGGCAUAUUGUUUGUUCCUGCGUGGAUGCUGCAAUGCAAUGGAAGAGAUUAAUGAUCUCUCUGAAUUAAAUACACCUGCCAAUAUGCUUGCUGUGAUUAGAAGACUGCCAUAUAAGUUAAAAGACAAAUGGCGAACAGUAGCAUGUGACAUUCAGGAGAGGCAACAUCGCAGAGCCGCAUUCAUUGACAUUGUUUCCUUCCUUGAGCGUCAAGUUAAAAUUGCUACAGAUCCCGUCUUUGGAAAUCUAUGUGACGUUCCAGCAACACAUCUAGCAGCCAAGGGCAGCAAUGGAGGGAAACGUUCUCUGCAUCUAAGAGCUAAAGGAAGUAGCUUCGCCACAACAGUCUCUGAUGUUGAGAGACAGAAUCAGACAGGGGCUCAAGAUCACCACAGUACUGUGAAGGCUUGUUUUUUCUGCAAAGGCGGACACACAGUGGAGUCAUGUGCUCUGCUUGAUAAGAAACCUCAUAAUGAGAAGAUUUCUUUUCUUAAAAGGAACAGCAUCUGUUUUGGCUGUUUGUGUACUGGGCACAUAAGCAAAGAAUGCAGAAAACGCCUUUCAUGUAAAAUCUGUGGUCUCCGACAUGCAAGUAUACUCCAUAUCCACCAUAAAGAGAAGAAUGAAGUCAAACCUAAUAAUGAGGGAGAUAACAUUCCUGUUACGAUCCAGACUAGUGGUCUUACUGGGGCCAGUGAACAAGACUGUAAGCUUGCCAUUGUGCCAGUUAAAGUAAAAUCAAAGAGAGGUCAAAGAAUAGUGGAAACGUAUGCCUUUCUGGACCAAGGGAGUUCAGCAUCCUUUUGUACAGUGGGUCUUAUGGACAAGCUGAAUAUUGCUGGGAGGAGGACAAAGAUUCUCCUGCGCACCAUGGGACUGUCAUGAUCCUGGGUCUAUGACCCAGCGUUUUGAGUUUAUUGUUAUUAUUUUCCAGUUUCUGCUGUUUUGUAUUUGUUCUUAGGGUUUGAGUUGUGUUUCUAUCAUCCCUACCUGUGUUCUGUGGAAUUACAGGGAUUAUUUUACAUAACCAUCAUCUUAUCAUUGCAUUAAU